Messenger RNA from Clunio marinus, 201 nucleotides. The record is from the annotation of a GenBank genome assembly. NCBI's taxonomy places the organism in Eukaryota, Metazoa, Arthropoda, Insecta, Diptera, Chironomidae.
AUGCCAUUUCUUUAUCAUAAUAUUUAUCAUACCAGAAGUAUGGAAAGUUUUCUUCAAGAAUGCUUGUGGGAGAUGAUUUUCUUAUUCUUACUUUAUUUCCAAAGAUUUCGUCUUGUAUUUGUCAAGCUAACAUAUUUACAUGUAAGUGUAAAAGCUUCUAUUUACGGUGGAAAUUCUCAACAAGGGAUUUUCACACUCUGA